AUGGACUUCUUUGCCACCGGCGGGUUUCAGCAACUUUUCAGCGAUUUGAAUGACACACAGCCGCAGGUGCAAUGGGUUGAUUUCAGUGGCGCCAUGGACGGCGCUCAGGCAUACGAAAGUUACGACUACUGCGCAGACGGGCCAAUCGAAUGCAGCAAUCCCCUGAUUCAACUCACCUGCACGGAUGAUCCUUUUGUGCUCACCACGGCGGCAAACGAGCAGUCGCUACUCGAAUUAGAAGCAGAAUGGUGUGAAUUAACAGUAGAUUCCUCCAACUGUGGUAGUACAAACGACAACAACGCAAAUUUACAAUACUUCGAUUGCAGCGUCAUCAACGAGCGCGAGCUGCAACUUACGCUCGAUCAGCUGCUCAGCUCGCCACCUGCGUUUGUAUCCGAAGUUACCUGCCUUGGCGAUGCCGGCGCAACGCAAUCGCAGAGCGCAAUAGCAGAUGGUAACUGCGCCGAAGACAAGAACAACAAUAGCGCUUACAACACGUUGAGUAGCCCUAGCAGCGUUGAUACCUCAUCUAUAGUUGAGCUGGAGACAGCUGCCUUCAUUACACGCGAGAUGGCUGAAUGGGAGGAAAAAUUCUUGGAUAACUACAUUGAAAUACCAGAACUCAUCGAUUUUCUGCCCGAAAAGACGCCACUCUGCACCGAGACGUGUGAACAUUUUCUACACGAAAGCUCGAAGAAUCUCAAAUUGCACCGCAAAGCGCGAAGUACGAAGCGCGCGAGUGAAACCACCAACUGCAAUGAGGAACACGCUGCUGCCGGUUAUCCCUGCACCUUUGGCACCUGUGACAAAAUUUAUGAAAAACCUGCGCAUCUCAAAGCCCAUCUGCGCCGUCACAUGGGCGAAAAGCCGUACACCUGCGAUUGGCCAGAGUGCACGUGGAAAUUUUCGCGUUCCGAUGAGCUGGCGCGACAUCGGCGCUCACAUUCGGGCGUGAAACCCUAUAAAUGUAACUAUUGCAUGAAGUGCUUUGCCCGCUCCGAUCAUUUGACUAAACAUCGUAAAGUGCAUGAGCGUCGACUGCUGGCGGCGAGUAAAGCGGGCAAGGCCAUCAAUGGUGUGCUGCCGCAUAGUGUGUUUACAGUGCGGCCGGGGCGCAAGCGAAAGAAUCAGAUGUGUUGA
Rhagoletis zephyria (snowberry fruit fly) is the source of this 1140-nucleotide messenger RNA. RefSeq names its product Krueppel-like factor 6. Gene Ontology annotation, biological process: regulation of transcription by RNA polymerase II. Lineage: Eukaryota; Metazoa; Arthropoda; Insecta; Diptera; Tephritidae. The record is from RefSeq and is a predicted model, not a curated record. Gene Ontology annotation, molecular function: DNA-binding transcription factor activity, RNA polymerase II-specific; RNA polymerase II cis-regulatory region sequence-specific DNA binding.